Molecule: messenger RNA, 1020 nt
Organism: Phycodurus eques (leafy seadragon)
Lineage: Eukaryota; Metazoa; Chordata; Actinopteri; Syngnathiformes; Syngnathidae
Product: transmembrane protein 82-like
Exons: 6
Coding region: 1-1020 (339 amino acids)
Source: RefSeq, a predicted model, not a curated record
AUGUUUUUCCCCUUCUCUUGGAUCCCGGAGAUCCUUCCUAUUGAUUCCAAUCCUAUUGACUGCUUUUUUCAAGGUGUUACAGCUGCAUGUGGAAUAUCCGUGCUGUGCAGCCUUAUGAGAGUGUACUAUUUCACUCAAAUGUGCUGUGAUUCUGAAACAGAGAGCAAGGAGAAGACGCUGUCAUCAAGAAGCCCGCUCACAUCGAAUUGGAGAUUGUUCGUCCACUUCUGGGCCUUGACCGGCCUCCUGUCUUUGAUUGGCCCGCGGGUUUCUUCUCUGAUAGUUCUGGAAUUUUCCCUGCGAGCCAUCUCUGCCUGGGUGUCAGCACGACUGGAUGCUGGCAGCAAAGGCCUAGGACUGAUUCUCAUCCAGAGCCAUUUUUCCCUGGGUUGCAGCAUCACCUGCUCUCUGUACUUUCUGCAUCAGGGAGCGCCGCACAGCUCCCUGAGCCUGUUCCUGGCCGCGGCCUUCAGUUGGGCGCUGGCAGGCUGUUGUAACUCUCUGUGGAGUCACGUGGCCCGACUCUACCCGCUGCACAGUACAGAGCGCUACUGUGGGAGGUGCAUCGCCCUCCUGUCCUCAGGACACACCCUGCUGGCCUUUCUGCAGAGAAUUGUUAUCUUGGUCUUUGCGGUGGCAGUGGUGUCCUCCUUCGUCACAGUUUAUGACCACUUCCUGUCCCAGAAGGAGGCGCUCAAGUUUUGGACUCCCCUCACACUCUGUUACACAAUGCUGGUGGUCUAUAAUCAAGAGGAUCAGCAACGUCAGAUGGGCGCAGAGCCCCUGUUGCACACCGUCGUGCUGCGCCUGGGGGCCCUGCUGGUGCUGAUGCUGACAGUGGGUUAUUGGACUGACGUGCUCCACGUCCUCGUCACUUUCCUUGGAGAAGCCGUCUGUCUCCUGUUCACCAAAGACCUGCUGCAGCUCGUUUUAAAGGAAGAAGAGGACAACAACAUGCCCAAAUAUGGGCAAAGCUCCAGUUACAGAAAAAGGGAACGUACGAGUAACACACGAUCAUAA